GAUUUUCAUCGUUUAAUGAAUUUUAUGGAGGCCAUUUACAAACUGACGUACAGCACCGAUUCAUCUAUGGAUCAAGGCACCAUGUCCUAUUACCGGAAUCUCCUGAAUUCACGAGAUGUUAAAGGAAAAGUGAAAAAUGCCUACAGGCCUCACAAAAUGCUGUAUUAUACAGUGUUGGAUGCCAUAUGCUGUGCAAUGUUUCUACAUUUGGAAGGUUUAAAUUCGAUACAAGAUUUCACAUUACCAGCAGACUUCAGAAAUUAUUCAACUGAUGAGAAGAUUGGUUGGUUAAAUAGCAAAGCCCAAACUAUUGUGCAGACGUUCUUCUUUGAAGAUGCGGAGGAUAUGAUGAAAGAUGUCCGUGAUAUUGUUACAGAUCCAAAUCAUCCCGAUAACUAUUGGGUUUCAAACAAAGUUGAAGAUCGCUUGCAGUGUCACCACUGCGAUAAAACAUAUGCAUGCGUGGGAAGUUUACAAAUUCACGAAGCCAAUCAGCACCAAGUAUCACUUCCAAAGAAGAAAAUAGUAAAGCAUAAAGCUGAUGACGAGCUGAAUGAGUAUUUGCUAGCUUUAUUCAAACUAACAUUACUUCAUAAAAAUUUGGACUCUGCAGUGAACAUGGGGGAUGGUCACCGGAGUGUAAGAUCGGCCCUGUACGAGUUGCCGUUGUACAACAAGACCGGCAAAAUCAAAUAUUUGAUAGGGAGCAUCCAUCUAACUGCACUGACAAAAGAGGUGUUGGAUAGUGAGCAAAGACAGCGCCUGAUUUCCAAUAGAUUCAUAAAUAUUCAAGGUGGGAAGAAUCAUAACCUUGCCCUUGAUGAGUACGUGGAAAUUUUGAACAGAGACAGCAAGGUUGUAUGUUCUGGCUACCAGACAAAGGCUAGCAUAAUGAUGCAUUCUAAGGAAUUUCCUCUGCUCGUGGAAUCUGCCAAGCAUUUUGACAAAAUCUCAGAGGCAAGAAAUCGAAAGGGAUUCCAUUAUUUACCAUCUUACAAAGCAGACGUACAGAAGGUCACAACUGAUUUGAUAGCUAUAGCUGCUCUUACCACACAGAACGGACGGAAACUCCAUUGCAGAAAACUGAACACUGAUAGAGAUAUCUACAGGGAUAGUCACCUAGGAAUGGCAUCACUUCUGCAUCGACACAGACCAUAUGUACCAUUCAAACGCUUGAGAGACAGGAGACUUUGAAUGAUAUUUUGUCUUGUUUGGAUCAUCUUAGCUCAGAGCUUAUCUGAUUUUCUGAUCACAUUUUGUCUGAUGUCUGUCUGUCCAUUAAUCUGCGAAAUAUUAUAUAUAUAGAUUUGACCAAAAAAAUAAUUUGACCAUGACUUGAGAACCCUUUGACAUCAAGACUUCAAACUUGGAACAGGGGGAGGUGGCAUAGGUGAAUCCCAAAUUUGUUUACCAUGAUCUAUUAAUAAAGGCAAGGUCAAUAUUUUUCAUAAAAAUAUAGUCUAGGUAAUAACUUUAUAACAAGGAAGAGCAAAUUAAGACUAAAUGCACUACAUGAAAAUGUUUGACAUUGACCCCUUUUACCAUUCAAGGUCAAAUUAAGAAUUGCACGAACAGAUCUUAAGUUAUGACUAUUUUGGCAUGAAGACUUGAAAUUUGAUCUAAGACGCAUUUCAUAAUUAUUUUUUACCCUGAUAAUUAAAUUGCAUUUAUUAAUGUAUCACUACCAUAUGACUUUAAGACAAAAGUUCAGUUAAAGACAGACGUACGGAUAAACAGGAAGUUGACAUUGGAUUUGAACAGAAAUGAAUCCCACCAUAUGGCGUUCCUCAGCAAAGAAUGUGCUAAAAUUUCAAGCAUCUGCAAUCAGAAGUUGCUGAGAAAACUGCUACAAAAAUUUAUUAUGUACAAAACAGACAAUUACACAGAUAAACAGGAAGUUGACAUUGGAUUUGAACAGAAAUGAAUCCUACCAUAUGGCAUGCAUUAGCAAAGAAUGUGCAAAAAUUUCAAGCAUCUGCAAUCGGUAGUUGCUGAGAAAACUUCGACAAAAAUUUAUUAUGUACGUCAGAACGGACAGUUAUACAGAUAAACAGGAAGUUGACAUUGGAUGUGAACAGAAAUGAAUCCCACCAUAUGGCAUGCCUCAGCAAAGAAUGUGCUAAAAUUUCAAGCAUCUGCAAUCGGUAGUUGCUGAGAAAACUGCGACAAAAAUUUGUUAUGUACAGAACAGACAGUUACACAGAUAAACAGGAAGUUGACAUUGGAUGUGAACAGAAAUGAAUCCCACCAUAUGGCAUACCUCAACAAAAAAUUCCAAGCAUCUGCAAUCAGUAGUUGCAGAGAAAACUGUGACAAAUUGUAUCAUUGUUAUACAUGUAUAUUAUU
Molecule: messenger RNA, 2346 nt
Organism: Saccostrea cuccullata (small rock oyster)
Lineage: Eukaryota; Metazoa; Mollusca; Bivalvia; Ostreida; Ostreidae
Exons: 2
Coding region: 16-1194 (392 amino acids)
Source: RefSeq, a predicted model, not a curated record